Molecule: messenger RNA, 1536 nt
Organism: Folsomia candida
Lineage: Eukaryota; Metazoa; Arthropoda; Collembola; Entomobryomorpha; Isotomidae
Product: protein AAR2 homolog
Exons: 5
Coding region: 137-1480 (447 amino acids)
Biological process (GO): spliceosomal tri-snRNP complex assembly
Source: RefSeq, a predicted model, not a curated record
AAUGUUCAGGGGGAAUCGGACAUCUGAAAAGUUGCAAGUUUACGUUUGCUCUCGUGAAUUGCAUUGCAAUUUGUGCAAUGUACAUUGUCAACUUAGUUGCUAAUUAAUCUUCAUUUAUUUCCUCUAAGAUUGUUGAAUGGAGAAUAUGGAGUGUCCUUCAACCUCAGCGUCGACCCCACAAACUAGUGGUGCUAGUGCUGGACGGAGCGGAGGGUUGGAGAUGUCACCGGAAGUGAGCCUUCGCCUGUUCAAGGAGGGAGCAACGUUUGUCCUCUUGGACGUCCCCAUCGGCACUGAGGUGGGCAUCGACAUGGAGAGCUGGAACACGGGAGAAAGAUUCCGUGGAAUUAAGAUGAUCCCUCCCGGCCUCCACUUUGUCUACUUUAGUGCAGUGAGUAAGGAUCAUCAAAAUACGGCUCCAAGGACGGGGUUUUUCCACUUUUUCGAAAAGAAAGAGUUUCUUGCAAAACAGUACGACCAAAGAGCAGAGGACAUUUCUCCUGACAAAGUUGCAGAUGAGGACUGCAUUAGAAUGCAGAAUGGACUGGAAGAAAUGGAUCGCUACUUAGGAGCGUACCCCUACAAUUUAUGGAGGACUUGGGUAUCUCUCACCAAUAGAAUUACCGUGGAUUCACUAAAAAGACUUUCACCACCAAGUGGGAGGAUCCUAUCUGCACCAGAACUCACACUGGACGCGGAUCAAACCAAGCCUAGCACUUCCAGACGGAAAAUGACAAAAUUAGAAGAAGCUGAAAAUGCUUUACCAAGAAUGACUGAAAACAUUGAGUCCAAGAUUAAAUAUACUUCCAUCCCAUCGCAAACUUUCCCAGACGGUUCAUCCCCACAACAAAUUAGUAAAUUUCAGUUGGACCACAGUUGGAAAUUGCAACAAGUUAUUGAGACCAUUGGAACGCCGUCAGAUUACCUAGCUGAGCUUCAAUUUGCAUUUGUUACAUUUUUGGUUGGACAGCACUAUGAUUCUUUUGAACAUUGGAAGUGUUUAACGCAAUUACUAUGUCACAGUGAUGACGCCAUUUUAAAAUAUCCAUCCCUUUACUACGAUUUUGUGUCCGAUCUCUAUUUUCAAAUUCGAGAAAUUCCAGAAGAUUUUUUUGUCGACAUUGUUGCAAGCAAUAAUUUUCUUUUCAGUUGUAUGCAACGCUUAGUCAAUAACAUUAAAGAACAUGAAAAAGUGGACAGCAAAUUAAAGAACAAGGUAGAAAGAUUUUCAGCAUUUUUAACAUCAAAAUUUGAUUGGGAUUUUGAGGAAGAAUUUGAUGAUGCACCCACGUUCGUCGCAGAAGAAGACGCUGUUCUUAGCACUGAAAGGCCGAAUCUAAAGAGAAAAAUUAGCCUCGAUGACAGUGACACACUGAUACAAAGUAAUAAUGAAGAUGUUGAUGAUAAUCAACAAAAUGAUUCACUAUUAGAAGAAGAGCAUGAACUUAUGGAUGUUGUUGGCGAUCUGCCAGUAUUUUAAAAAUUGCAUGUUUAUUAUUUUGUCUACAAUUAAAAUCAUCAAAUAUCUAUAAGAAA